GAUUCUGUUUAAAAGAUUAAAAUAUGGUUUCAAAAGACCGUAAGAAACCUACUGGAUCUCCAAAAGUACAAGUUGGGGAGAUAGAUACAAGUGCACCAUUUCAGUCUGUCAAAGAUGCUGUUAACUUGUUUGGGGAAGGUGCAUUCUCAGGGGAAAAACCUGCAAUCAGGAAGCCAAGACCUCAGUCUGCAGAGAGGGUACUGGCAAAGGAAACACGGCUUCACUUAGCCCAGAAAGAGCUGAACAAGUUGAAGGAACAGUUGAAAAAUGCAGAAACCACUAGAGCCCAAGCACUUACGGAGCUCGAAAGGGCAAAACGGACCGUUGAUGACCUCACCAAAAAGCUUAAAAUUGUUUGCGAGUCAAAGGAUUUGGCUGUCAAGGCGACAGAAGCAGCAAAGAGUCAGGUGAACCAACUUGAAGCACCAAAUGAUGGCUCUGUUAUGGGGAAGGAUGGUUCUUGGAAAGUGGAUCUGGAAACUGCAAGAGAAAAGUAUAUGGCUGAAAUAGCUGAUCUUGAUAAAGCAAAACAAGAGCUGAGGAAAAUCCGCCAGGAUUGCAAUACAUUUAUGGAAGAAAAAACUGGCGCUAUUGAGCAGGCAGCAGAAGCUGAGCGUACUGCCAAAGCAAAUAUGGAAAGAGCUAGUGAGCUCUCCAAGGAAAUAGCAGCUGUCCACGAGUCGGUUGAUCAACUAAAACUUGCUUGUGUGCAGGAGCAGGAAGAGGAGGCAAAGAUUUAUGCUGAAAAGAAUGUCCAGAAGCAGUCCUACAAGGCUAAACUUGAAGAGUCAGCAGAGAAGUUACUUGCUUUGAAGAAAGAGACGGAUGCAGAUUUAGCCAAGAGUCUUGAAGCACAGUUAGCUGAAACAAUGUCUGAAAUUGAAGCUUUGAGGAAAGAAAUGGACAGUGCGAAGUCUUCUGACCUUGAUACGGUGAAAGUUGUCACUGCAGAGCUGGAUGAUGCUAAGGAAUCACUACUUAAGGUCGCAGAAGAAGAGAGUACUCUCCAAACCUUGGUGGAGACCCUUAAACUGGACCUGGAGAAUGUCAAGAAAGAACAUUCUGAUCUGAAGGAGAAGGAGGCAGAGACAGAAUCACUUGCUGGGGGUCUGCAUGUCAAGCUCCGGAAAGCCAAAUCUGAGCUUGAAGUAGCAGUUGCAGAAGAAGCCAAAGCAAGAGGUGCUUCUGAAGAAAUGAUCUCCACUCUCCACCAGCUGACCUUGGAGACUGAAAAUGCAAAGCUUGAAGCUGAAGAGAUGAAUAUGCAAGCAGAAGAGUUAAAGAAUGAAGCUGAAGCCACUAGAAUGGCGCUUGAAGAAGCAGAAAAGAAGCUUAAAGUGGCGAUGGAAGAAGCUGAAGAAGCAAAAUCAGCUGAGGCUGAGGCUCGUGAUCAAAUUGAGAUUUUAUCUGAAAAAACCACAGCUGCACGAUCCUCAACUUCUGAGGCUGGUGCUCGUAUUACUUUAUCAAGAGAUGAGUUUGACUCAUUGAGCCGUAAAGUUGAAGAACUUGAUAAUUUAGCAGAAAUAAGAGUGGGAGCCGCAAUGGCUCAGGUAGAGGCGGUGAAAGCAAGUGAGAAUGAGGCCCUCAAGAAGUUGGAGGCUACUCAAAAGGAGAUUGAUUAUAUAAAAAUUGCAACUCAGGAAGCCUUGAAGAAGGCAGAGAUGGCAGAAGCUGCCAAGAAGGCCGUAGAAGGGGAGCUUAGAAGGUGGCGAGAACGUGAGCAAAAGAAGGCAGCUGAGGCAGCUUCUCGUAUUCUUGCUGAAACACAUAUGAACUACAGAUCAUCUCCUCAAAGUUACACAGUUCAGAAGGAGAAACCAUCUGAGAAAUUCAUGGAAUCACAUUUAAAGAUGCACUCACCCAUUGAAACCAAGAAGCAAAACACACAAGAGAACAUAAUGGAAACGCACAAGUUGCAGAAAGCAAAGACAUCAGUGUCAAAGAAGAAAGUAUUGAUGCCUAGUAUCAGUGGCAUUUUCCACAAGAAGAAAAACCAAGUAGAGGGAAAUUCUCCAUCAUAUCUUCCUGGAGAGAAACCUGUUUGGUAACAUUUUGUGCAAAAUAUAUGUGGUGGAGAGGAACUGUGCUCUAUGCCAUGGAUUGUGUGUAUAUCUGAAACCUGUGGAGCAGCAAUUCUUUCCCCUUUCACUUUUGGUAUUUAUUGCGUGUCUGCAACUUCUUAGAGUUAUAUACAUUUGUCUCCUAUAAUAACAAUAUGCUUACGG
This is a messenger RNA of Solanum verrucosum, 2228 nucleotides long. RefSeq names its product WEB family protein At5g55860. The transcript has 2 exons. NCBI's taxonomy places the organism in Eukaryota, Viridiplantae, Streptophyta, Magnoliopsida, Solanales, Solanaceae. The coding region runs from base 24 to 2051 and encodes 675 amino acids. The record is from RefSeq and is a predicted model, not a curated record.